AUGAAGUACAAUCUUCUUUCUGCGACGGUAUCCGCUGCCGCCAGCAUCGUCGUUGCGAGGAACAUCUACGUAGCUAGUUACGCCGGGCCCGUAUAUCGUCUAGCCUUCACCAGCAACGUCGAUGGGAGUCAUUCGUUACGGGAGGUCGGCUCGACGUUGGGAUGUGGUCGUAAUCCGGGAUGGUUGGAACUUGAUCCGGUAACGGACACGCUAUUCUGCGCAAAUGAAGCUUACACAAUCACCGACGCUGGCUCAGUAGCGUCAUUUUCCAAAGAGUCUCUUUCAAUACUCGGCAACAUCACUACCGAUUAUGGCCCAGUGCAGUCGGCAUUUUAUGCUCCUAAUCGCUUGGGAUUGGCUCACUACUCGGGAGGCGCGGUCUCUGUCGUUGAUACUUCGGAUCCGAGUAACUUGGUCGAGCUCCAGAGCUUCCACUACUUCAUGGACAAGCCUGGCCCUAACUCGACGCUGCAAGAUAAGCCGUAUCCCCACGGCAUCGUCGCCGACCCUACCGGGAAAUUCGUAGUGGUGCUCGACCGCGGCGCGGACGCCCUGCGGACAUACGCGGUAGGAUGGGAUGGCCGGUUAGUUGAAUUAGGCGCGCAUUAUAUCGAGCCCGGGAACGGGCCGCGCCACGGCGUCUUUGUUAAAGGUAGUAAUAGUAAGACGUUCUUCUACGUGCUCGGCGAGCUUACCAAUUCGCUGCACGGGUUCGAGGUCGUAUACCGAAAAGACGGGACCCUGGGUUUCAAGCAGUUCUACAAGGACAGCGCGUACCAGACCGGGUUUGGCGACGCCGCCGGGGUCGCGAUACCGGCGGAGAUCGCGGCGGUGGAGAACGAAAACGGUAGACAUAUUGUGCUUUCUACGCGCGACGAAGGCCGAAGCGUAUACCGCGGCGAGCGGAGCGACACUAUCACGGGCGAUCCUGCGCUCGUGGGGCUUACGGCGUCGGGAGGUCUGUGGCCGCGGUCGUUUGCUAUUAGCAGGGACGGGACGCUGCUUGCGGCUGCGAAUCAACAUAGCGUUCCGGGGCGGCUUGUUGUGUUCUCGAGGGAUCCCGAGACGGGUGUUAUAGAUGAUCAGUGGCCGCUGGUGAUGUGGACUACGGAUGAUACGUUCCCUGAUGGCCGGGGCAUAUCGCAUGUUAUAUGGGAUGAGUGA
Molecule: messenger RNA, 1164 nt
Organism: Daldinia vernicosa
Lineage: Eukaryota; Fungi; Ascomycota; Sordariomycetes; Xylariales; Hypoxylaceae
Product: putative isomerase YbhE
Exons: 2
Coding region: 1-1164 (387 amino acids)
Molecular function (GO): protein binding; 6-phosphogluconolactonase activity
Source: RefSeq, a predicted model, not a curated record